GGGCUCAGAGCGCGGCGCGGGCGGGCGGGGGAAGCAGCAGCGGCAGCGCGGGGCCGGGCGCUGUGAGGAGACCGCGCGGGGACCGUGAGGGAGCCGUGAGGGGACCGUGAGGGAGCGGUGAGGAGGGAGAGCAGCGGCCCGGCCGGGCGGGCUGCGGGUGAGGCUGCGCUCCCGGCUGCGUUCUAUGAGCGCGAAGAUGGAGCCGACGUUCUACGAGGACGCGCUGAGCGGCGGCUACGCGCCGCCGGAGAGCGGCGGGUACGGAUACAAUAACGCCAAGGUGCUGAAGCAGAGCAUGACGCUCAACCUGGCCGACCCCGGCAGCAACCUGAAGCCGCACCUGCGGAACAAGAGCGCCGAGCUGCUCACCUCGCCCGACGUGGGCCUGCUGAAGCUGGCCUCGCCCGAGCUGGAGCGCCUGAUCAUCCAGUCGAGCAACGGGCUGAUCACCACCACGCCGACCCCCACGCAGUUCCUCUGCCCCAAGAACGUGACGGACGAGCAGGAGGGCUUCGCCGAGGGCUUCGUGCGGGCGCUGGCCGAGCUGCACAACCAGAACACGCUGCCCAGCGUCACCUCGGCCGCGCAGCCCGUCAGCGGGGGCAUGGCACCUGUGUCCUCCAUGGCCGGUGGGGGUGGGAGCUUCAACGCCGGCCUGCACAGCGAGCCCCCCGUCUACGCCAACCUCAGCAACUUCAACCCCAACGCGCUCAGCUCGGCGCCCGGCUACAACGCCAACGGCAUGGGCUACGCGCCGCAGCACCACCUGAACGCCCAGAUGCCCGUGCAGCACCCCAGGCUCCAGGCUCUGAAGGAGGAGCCGCAGACUGUCCCCGAGAUGCCGGGGGAGACCCCUCCGCUGUCCCCCAUCGACAUGGAGUCGCAGGAGAGAAUCAAAGCCGAGCGAAAGCGCAUGAGAAACAGGAUCGCCGCGUCCAAGUGCCGGAAAAGGAAGUUGGAAAGGAUUGCCAGGUUGGAGGAAAAAGUGAAAACUUUGAAAGCCCAGAACUCAGAGCUGGCAUCCACUGCCAACAUGCUCAGAGAACAGGUUGCACAGCUUAAGCAGAAGGUCAUGAACCAUGUCAACAGCGGGUGCCAGCUAAUGCUCACACAACAGUUGCAAACGUUUUGAAGAGACUGGCUUUAAAAAAAACGCGAACUGUGAUAUUGUGGUAUAACUCAACGACAGACCCGAAGCGGCAGAUGCGUGAAGCUGAUGGUAAGAGCUGAAAGGCUGAGUCCUGCCUGUGCUCUGCAAAGCGCAUGUGUGGAAAGACUGGCAAGCCUUCAGCCCGAGUUGGCGAAGCAGCCAGCACCGCUCCGAGAAGUGCUGUUCCUGCUCAGAGACGUCAGAUCUUCGUUUAACAUUGACCAAGACCUGCAUGGACCUAACAUUCGAUGAUCAUUCAGUAUUAAAGGUUAAACUGCAAUAGAAACUGUAGAUUGCUUUAUGUAGUAUUCCUUAAGAAAAAAAAAAAAAGUGGGAGGGAGGUUUUGUGGGGAGGCUGAUAAACAAAAAAGAACUGUUCUGCCUGCCUUCAAGUAAAUCGUGUAUGUACAUAUCUUUUUUUAUUUUAUUUUAUGAAAGUUGAUUAAUGUCAAUAAACUACUUCAUGACUUUGUAAGUUAUUUUUAUGUUGUUUAUUUGGGCGCUGCCCAGUAUUGUUUGUAAAUAAGAGGCUUUUUUUUAGCACUCUGAGUUUACCAUUUGUAAUAAAGUAUAAUUUUUUUAA
Messenger RNA from Anas platyrhynchos (mallard), 1733 nucleotides. RefSeq names its product Jun proto-oncogene, AP-1 transcription factor subunit (gene JUN). The record is from RefSeq and is a predicted model, not a curated record. Gene Ontology annotation, cellular component: transcription regulator complex. Gene Ontology annotation, molecular function: RNA polymerase II cis-regulatory region sequence-specific DNA binding; transcription factor binding; DNA-binding transcription factor activity, RNA polymerase II-specific. Lineage: Eukaryota; Metazoa; Chordata; Aves; Anseriformes; Anatidae. Gene Ontology annotation, biological process: regulation of transcription by RNA polymerase II; regulation of cell population proliferation; regulation of cell cycle.